This is a messenger RNA of Amaranthus tricolor (Joseph's coat), 1056 nucleotides long. RefSeq lists its product as uncharacterized. The transcript has 4 exons. Lineage: Eukaryota; Viridiplantae; Streptophyta; Magnoliopsida; Caryophyllales; Amaranthaceae. The record is from RefSeq and is a predicted model, not a curated record. The coding region runs from base 1 to 1056 and encodes 351 amino acids.
AUGAAAGAUUAUGAUUUAGAGUUUAUAUAUCAUGAGGGGCGAGCAAACUUGGUAGCCGAUGCAUUGAGUAGGAAGUCUAAUCCCUCGUUUUCCGCCUUAAAUGGAGUUGAGGAGUUGCAUCGGGGUUUUUCCAGAUUAAAUUUGGAAGUGGUACGUAAAGGUGAGUUACAGGGGUGUCUGAGUGCCUUGGCUAUUCGACCUUCAUUCUUUGAAGAAAUUUUGAACUCCCAGGAUAAAGACCCAAAACUUUUGAAGUUAAAGGAACAGGCACAGGAAGGAAGAGCUGAGGGAUUCUUUGUUCAGGAAGAUGGAAGCUUAAGGUUCAAUGCUCGCUGGUGUUUACCAACAGGGGAGGAAUCUUUAAAGGAACGUAUCUUGGAUGAGGCCCAUUGUACGAAAUUUUCAGUCCAUCCGGGCGUUGAAAAAAUGUAUCAAGACCUUAAGUUAAUGUUUUGGUGGUCUGGGAUGAAGAAGGAUAUUGCGGAUUAUCUCGCGAUGUUUGACUUGUCAGAAGGCAAUGGGUACUAUGUUGCUUUAUCAUACGUCAUUUCAUCUGCAGACGGAUGGGCAAACAAAAUGGACAAAUCAGAUAUUAGAAGAUAUGUUGCGCGCUAUUGCCAUGGAAUUACAAGGUCGGUUUAUUGGGAUGAUUUCACCGAAGCGGUGACCAGGGGACCUGAGUUGUUAUUUCAGAUGACUGAAAAGGUGAAAGUGAUAAGGGAUCAUUUAAAAGCGGCACAGGAUCGUCAAAGGUCUUAUGCUGAUUUGAAGCGACGACCAGAAGAGUUCAUCGUUGGCGAACGGGUGGCUUAUCGGUUAGCCCUUCCAAACUCCUUGGAAAAGGUACAUGACGUAUUUCAUGUGUCGCAGCUCAAGCGAUAUCAUGCCGCAACCUCUCAUGUCUUAGAUCCCGAACCUUUAGAUUUGGAUACAUCCUUGUCUUACUCUGAGAAACCGGUUAUAAUCUUGGACACGAAGGUCCGUAGUAGGCGACGGAAGAAUAUAUCUACAGUAAAGGUCCUGUGGUCAAAUCACGAGCGUGAAGCGGCUACAUAG